UACAGUAGGYGGCGGUGUAUGCACYUCACGUUUGCGAUCCGGCAAUACAAAUGUAAAGAAGAAGAAUAACGUCCGUUUCCUAUUGUUCCAUGUGGUAGUACUGAGAUAAAACCUAACUACACCUUGCCUGUAAAGUUGUACUAUUUGGAGUUGAUAAAAAAAUAUAUAUUUGAAACAAUCGGAGAAUUCACAACACUCGUGUGGGGAACUAAAAAUGCAGCACGACGAUGUUAUCUGGGAUAUCAUAGGAAACAGAGCGUUCUGUUCCUUCAAAGUCAAGACAAAGGUUCAGAACUUCUGCCGGAAUGAAUACAAUAUAACUGGACUUUGUAAUAGGUCAUCCUGCCCACUAGCAAACAGUCAGUAUGCAACUAUAAGAGAGGAGAAAGGUCAAUGUUUCUUAUAUAUGAAGGUUAUUGAGAGGGCAGCCUUCCCUGCCCGGAUGUGGGAGAAGGUGAAACUUAGUAAGAACUAUGAGAAGGCUCUGGAACAGAUUGACCAGAACUUGAUCUAUUGGCCCCGUUUCAUCAGACACAAAUGUAAACAGCGCUUCACCAAGAUCACACAGUACCUCAUCCGUAUCCGCAAGCUCACGCUCAAACGACAGAGGAAACUGGUCCCCCUUAGCAGAAAGGUGGAGGCAAGAGAGAAAAGGAAAGAGGAAAAGGCCCUGAUUGCUGCACARCUUGAUAACGCAAUAGAGAAAGAACUGCUGGAGAGACUGAAACAAGGAACGUAUGGAGACAUCUACAACUUCCCCAUCCAUGCCUUUGAUAAGGCACUGGAGCACCAGGAUGAGGAGAGUGAGACCGACUCAGAGGAGGAGGAGGAGGAUGAUGAGGAUGUUGGAAAGAAAGAAUUUGUCGCUGAGGAUGAAAUAGAAGAGAGCGAUCUCAGUGACUUUGAGGACAUGGACAAUCUGAAGGCAGGCAGCGAUGAACAGGAAGAAUCCAGUGAAGAGGAUGAGUCUGAAGAAGAGAUGGAAGAGGAGACUGAGGCCUCAGGCUCCAAAGGAAAGAUGCCCCUCAAAGGCGCUGUAUUCAAGAAGAAAAGGGCCUACGUGGAGAUUGAGUUUGAACAGGAGACGGAGCCUGUCCCCAAAAGCAAGGCAACAUAGUCAGACCUCCUCUGACAUGGACUCUAGGCCUUUCUUAGUUUGGGAGGUUAACCUGGUUAUGUUGUCUGGAAGGAUUACUACUGGAAGGCAUCAAGCCUUUUGGUUCUUUGAGCUGUCAAGAAUGUUUUGCCUAAUGGGACUGUACUUCCAGUAAUUUGUCAAUGUAUCACUCCUGGGUGGAUUAUGAGACGGGGCGUAAUCCUGUGAUCAAGCUUGACCCCACUAAAUUGUCACCCAUGUAUGCAAUUUCAAAUGAUUUGCUGUCUUAGAUUCAGUUUUUCCACCGACAGGUCCUCUUCUGCCCAUUUGUUCAAAUUAAUAAAUCUCAAUGCCGAGUAGCCUGACAAUGUAAUGUCUUCAACCUGGCUGAAAAAAAUGACWGUUUCUGCUGUUUGAUAAAGAAUGACUUGCCAGCUCUCAA
This is a messenger RNA of Salvelinus sp. IW2-2015, 1538 nucleotides long. RefSeq names its product MAK16 homolog (S. cerevisiae) (gene mak16). Gene Ontology annotation, cellular component: nucleolus; preribosome, large subunit precursor. NCBI's taxonomy places the organism in Eukaryota, Metazoa, Chordata, Actinopteri, Salmoniformes, Salmonidae. Gene Ontology annotation, biological process: maturation of 5.8S rRNA; maturation of LSU-rRNA. The record is from RefSeq and is a predicted model, not a curated record.